GCCCAGGCUGGCCUCGGACCCGCGGCGAUGCUCCUGCCUCAGCCUCCCGAGGGCUGAGAUGGCAGGCGGGCGCCCCACGCCCGGGCCGCGGUGUAAUCACUGAGCGACAUCGGGCAUCGCCGGCGGGUCCGGCCGCGUCCCUGCAGUCGGCACCGGCACCGCGCGGUGGGUUAAACGAGGGUGGAGAACCCGACCCGAAACUGUGACAAGAAGGGAUCCAGAAAAGAAACCCGGGAGUGCGAGAGGGACCCCGCCGGCGGGAGAGGGUGCAGAGGCAGGCGGAGACAGAGCCGGGAGAACCCCGCCGCGGGCCGGGACAGGGGCGGGGCCGCAGGAGGGGCCGGGCCGCGCCGCAGGCUGCGGGCUUAAAAGGGGCGACCCCCGGGGACCACGGGACCGGGCCCGCGCCGCAGCCUGGCUCCAGGACGCCGGCAACGCCACCGCCACCGCCACAAUGUGCGAGCUGUACAGCAAGGAGGCCACGCUGGCGCUGCGGGGCAAGCACAUCGGGCCCUCCUGCACCGUGUUCUUCGCCGAGGACCCAGUCAAGAUCGUGCGGGCCGGGCGACAGUACAUGUUUGACGAGCGUGGCCGGCGCUACCUGGACUGCAUCAACAACGUGGCCCACGUGGGGCACUGCCACCCUGAGGUGGUGGAAGCGGCCCAGAAGCAGAUGGCGCUGCUGAACACCAACUCCCGCUUUCUGCACGACAACAUUGUGGCCUACGCCCAACGCCUGGUGGCCACGCUGCCCCCGCAGCUCUGCGUCUGCUACUUCACCAACUCGGGAUCUGAAGCUAACGACUUGGCCUUACGCCUGGCUCGUCGGUUCCGGGGCCGCCAUGACGUGAUCACCCUGGAGCAUGCUUAUCAUGGCCACCUAUCAUCUUUAAUUGAGAUCAGUCCGUAUAAAUUCCAGAAGGGCAAGGAUGACCAGAAAGAGUUUGUGCACGUGGCGCCAGCUCCAGACACCUACAGAGGGAAGUUCAGAGAGGACCACGCGGACCCCGCCAGUGCCUAUGCGGCUGAGGUGCAGGGCAUCAUUGAGGACGCCCACCGCAGAGGGAGGAAGAUCGCUGCCUUCAUCGCUGAAUCCAUGCAGAGCUGCGGUGGACAAAUCAUCCCCCCAGCAGACUACUUCCGGAGAGUGGCAGAACACAUCCGAGGUGCAGGAGGUGUAUUCAUAGCUGACGAGGUUCAGGUGGGCUUCGGUCGCUCGGGCAGGCAUUUCUGGGGCUUCCAGGUGCACGGUGAGGACUUCAUCCCAGACAUCGUCACCAUGGGAAAGCCCAUGGGCAAUGGCCACCCCCUGGCGUGUGUGGUGACCACCAGAGAAAUCGCGGAAGCCUUCCAUGGCUCCGGGAUGGAGUAUUUCAACACGUUUGGAGGAAACCCAGUGUCUUGUGCAGUUGGUUUGGCUGUCUUGGAUGUAAUCGAAAAAGAAGACCUCCAAGGAAAUGCUAUUCGAGUAGGAAAUUAUCUUACCGAGUUACUGAAUAAGCAGAAGGCCAAACACACACUGAUAGGAGAUAUCAGGGGCAUCGGCCUGUUCAUCGGAAUUGACUUAGUGAGGGACCGCGAGAGAAGGACGCCUGCCACCGCCGAAGCCCAGCAUGUCACCUACAAGAUGAAGGAAAAACAAGUGCUGCUCAGUGCUGAUGGGCCGCACCGAAAUGUGCUCAAAAUAAAACCACCCAUGUGCUUCACCAGAGAGGACGCCGAGUUCCUGGUGGAGCAGCUGGAUGGGGUUCUGACAGUUUUGGAAGAAUCCAUAGGAACCCAAACCGAACCAGCAAACUCUUCGGAGAAUACUCUGCACAGAACAAAGAGCCUUGGCCGUGCGGCUUCAAAGUGCCCUGCCCUGCCUGGUUGUGAAAUGAACCUGCACAGAGGCAGCCGGGCAGGGGCUGUGCAGGGCCAAAUGGCCCAGUUUCUGCCUCUGGCGAGCGGCCUCCCACUCUCCUCCGCUCUGCGGUGUGAGAAAGGUUGCGGAUCGCAUCGGCACUCAGCAGGACCUCCAGAGCCCUGUUGCAUAAUCUGUUGUUGUUUACGCCGCCGCACAAAGGGUCGCUCAGUGCCCAGCGCCGCCCACUGCGCCCACCCGGCCCAGCGCAAGAGUGCUCUGCAGACUGAAAACACCGCGGUGGGAGGAGGACAAACCAGGCGAACAGGGUGGCUCUGUCUCCGCACAGGACUGGCAGCUCCGGGGAGCCGGUCUGGGCUUCCAGAGCAGCUUCCGAAGCCUGGCACGGAAUCCCGGGCGCUGAAAAGCUUCCUGCAAAAACCAGAGUUCAUGGGAAACCUCCCUCUGCAGCUCGCCAAGGGGACACACACGCUUCGGAAAUUCUGAUUUGGAGUCCCAGAUUUGUGUCGACAUCACAUUUCUUUUUAUUUGUUUAUUGGGAGAGGGGUGAACUCUGUGUAGUUCAAGCUGGCCUUGAACUCACUAUAGAGCCCACCCUGGCCUUAACUCCCAGCAAUCCUCCUGCCUCAGCCAGCCCAGUGCUGGGAUAGCAGAUGCCUGAGGAAGCCCUCAGGGAACUGCUCAGAGGAACCCCGGACUCCACAGAAGAUGCCAGCAGGAGGAGAAACGGCGUGUGCGUUCACUGCAUGACAAAAGGCUCAAGACGUUAAGAGAGACGCCCGGGCGCGGGGAGCUCGCCCCCUCCCCUGAUGCUCCCGUUGGCCUAGAUUUGUGAAUGAAAAGGUCGCUGAGUCAGGAAUCAACCAGGAGAAUCAAAUGUGUCAGGGCUGCCCAUGCAGCCCCUGCCUGUCAGCUGCUCACCUGAGACCGCCGAGCUCAGUGAACUUAUUCAUUCUAUAUUACAGGGAAGCCCUGGAACACCCGCCACCGGGCGGGCUGGCUUCUUCUGUCCUAAUUCUGCAAUUAGAGAGCCACGGAUAAUAAACUCUAGCUGGGGGGACCUGGUGCAUUAAACUACAAAUUCUCCAAGAUUAAUAUAUAAGUGUAUUUAUGAAUGGUGAUUAAAGGUAAUAUAAAUAAAAAAUUAUCAGAAAA
Molecule: messenger RNA, 3019 nt
Organism: Heterocephalus glaber (naked mole-rat)
Lineage: Eukaryota; Metazoa; Chordata; Mammalia; Rodentia; Bathyergidae
Source: RefSeq, a predicted model, not a curated record